AUGUUGGGAACUACGAUUUAUAGGAGAGACCGUCUCCGACGGUUGAUUGUUAUUGCUCUACUCGCGUUUGUAGCUUACACACUUCUUUUGAGACCGGUGAAGUCUAUUCGAGAAGUGAAUGUUAAACUUGGUAAGGAUGGAGGAUCCUCUAUUGAGACCCUUGAAGUCGAAGAGCCUGAAAGUGAAAUGUUAGCAGAAGAGAUAUCCGCAGAAGAAUUAUACAUCAUCCGCACUCGGAGUAAUGAAUAUAUAUUAAUAGUUGAUGCGCGCUCGAAAGAGGAAUUUGAUGAAGCCCAUAUCAGUGGCGCUUUGCCUCUUGAGAAAUUUGAAAAGACCGAUUUUGACCGUUUCCCAAAGAUUAGAGUGUUUUUCUAUUCGAACCACCAGGACAGAAGCAAAGAAACAGCGAACUACUAUGCUUCUCGAGGUAUUAAGGCAAUCUAUUUGAAGGGAGGUCUCACUGAGUGGGACCACGAACAGAGAGCUCGUCUUGUUGAGCGUUCUAGCCUGUAAGAGAAAUAAUCAGCAAUUUGCUAUUCUUUGUA
Molecule: messenger RNA, 545 nt
Organism: Blastocystis hominis
Lineage: Eukaryota; Bigyra; Opalinata; Blastocystidae
Product: Rhodanese-like protein
Exons: 4
Coding region: 1-513 (170 amino acids)
Source: RefSeq, a predicted model, not a curated record